UAUACACCUUAGAGGCCUCAAUAAAAAUUCUUGCCAAGGGUCCACUGGAAUAUUUCACAACAGGAUGGGAUGUGUUUGAUUUCCUGGUAACAGUGACCAGUGUUAUAGGUUUACUGGGAGAGUAUUUUAAUGAUUCUUUUUUCUACAUCACUGUCCUCAGGCCAUUCAGACUUCUCAGGUUGUUUAAGAUGAAGAGGAGUUACAGGGAUGUUCUAGGAACUCUGUUUAUUCUAUUCUCUAGGCUAAUCAGUCUAGUGGUUGUCAUUAUGCUAGUCUACUAUUUCUUUGCCAUUAUUGCCAUGGAGUGCUUCCUGUAUGUUGAUCUCAAAAACUGCUGCAAGUAAGUUAUCACUCAAGUAAGUUAUCACUCAAGUAAGUUAUCACUCAGGUAAGUGAU
This is a messenger RNA of Saccostrea cuccullata (small rock oyster), 397 nucleotides long. Its product is annotated as two pore channel protein 1-like. Gene Ontology annotation, molecular function: voltage-gated channel activity; monoatomic ion channel activity. The record is from RefSeq and is a predicted model, not a curated record. Gene Ontology annotation, biological process: transmembrane transport; monoatomic ion transport. The annotation marks the transcript as partial. NCBI's taxonomy places the organism in Eukaryota, Metazoa, Mollusca, Bivalvia, Ostreida, Ostreidae. The transcript is spliced from 4 exons. Gene Ontology annotation, cellular component: lysosomal membrane; endosome membrane.